AUGACUGCAGCGCCUGCAUUUGAGGUGGUCAAGUACAAAGCACCGGAACAUUACAACGCUGAGUUCAGGCAGACAAACAAAUGGCGCGGUCCUCCCGGGACGCAUUCGAACGAUGUCGAUAUUGCAUGGCACGAGAUUGAACUUGGGGCUGGUGGCAUCCGGGUCACUGAUGAGGAACUAAAGUUGCUCAACAUGACCGACUCGCCGGAAAUGCCAUUCCACAAAGUUCCCGAUGAGCAUGGAGGCGGCUACUUGGCGAUGCUUGAAGUCUUCCAUUUGCUUCACUGCUUGAACUCUUUGAGGAUGGGUCUCUUCUACAAUUAUGAGCACUACAAGUUCUUGGACGAGGGUGUCCCUGAUGAAAAUAUCUACAGUCAUUUUGACCACUGCAUCGACAUGCUGAGGAUGAACCUGCAAUGCCAGGGAGAUGUCACGCCGGCCUUGUUCGUGGAUCCCCUCGAUAACCCUAAGCGACGAGAUGCUUUGCCCAACUGGUCAUCUAUGCACACUUGCAGAGACUUUGAUGCCAUUCUAGAUUGGAACAAGCAUGGACCAAGAUCGGUGCGGUGGCGCGAUGCCGGGUCCAACCCAUCUUGGGACCCUAAUGUUGAGGGUGCCGAGCCGCCCUUCCCGCCAGAAGGGAAGAAGGAAGAGCAUCAUCACUCAUAG
Molecule: messenger RNA, 669 nt
Organism: Colletotrichum phormii
Lineage: Eukaryota; Fungi; Ascomycota; Sordariomycetes; Glomerellales; Glomerellaceae
Exons: 3
Coding region: 1-669 (222 amino acids)
Biological process (GO): mycotoxin biosynthetic process
Source: RefSeq, a predicted model, not a curated record